AUGGGUAAGAGAAAGAAGUCGUCAAGAGGCCCCGCGAAAAGAGUGGUUCAAAAGCUCGAUGCCACGUUCAACUGUCUGUUUUGCAAUCACGAACGAUCAGUAACAUGUACGCUGGAUAAGAAGAAUAGCAUCGGGUCGUUGUCAUGCAAAGUGUGCGGACAAACGUUCCAAACACACGUCAACGCACUGUCACAGCCGGUGGAUGUAUAUAGCGACUGGUUCGACGCAGUGGAAGAGGUAAAUGCCGGGAAAGUCAGCGAUUCCGAGGGCGACAGCGAUAGUGCAAGCGACUACGAGAGCGAUUCCGACGCCGAACUGGCGAACAAGAGACGUGCACAGGCGGAUUCGGACGAAGAAGAGAUCUCCGACGAUGAAGAAGCCGUGGGCAGCUCGAAACGUGGUCGUGGCAAGAUCGUGGAUUCCGAAGAGGAGGACGACGACCAAGAGUGA
This is a messenger RNA of Lachancea meyersii CBS 8951, 450 nucleotides long. The record is from the annotation of a GenBank genome assembly. NCBI's taxonomy places the organism in Eukaryota, Fungi, Ascomycota, Saccharomycetes, Saccharomycetales, Saccharomycetaceae.